AUGGCUGUUUCAUCAUCUAAUCAGCAUGCUCCCAAUAAAGCUACUCGUUUUGUAGGUGUAUGCAUUCAACGUUUAGGAUGUGGCCUCAGAGCUAAUUUUACCCUUAGAAACGUUAUUAAGCAUAUUGGUACGGAAAUGAAAUAUCAACUUUAUGAUUCGACUAUACAAAAGAUUGAUGUUUUACGCUUAGCGAAACGUCUUGAUGAUGAGUUGUUAUACCUGAGAGAUGCACCUAAUGAAUACAGUACAUUUGAUGAAAAUAUGGAAGUUGAAUAUUUACCCGAAGGAGUACCUGUACCGGUGAACCCUGAAAUGGUAAAAUAA
Macrosiphum euphorbiae (potato aphid) is the source of this 324-nucleotide messenger RNA. The record is from the annotation of a GenBank genome assembly. NCBI's taxonomy places the organism in Eukaryota, Metazoa, Arthropoda, Insecta, Hemiptera, Aphididae.